AUGCGUGCCGCACUAGUUUUAUCCGCUCUCACAGCGAUGGCCGCUGCGUCGCCCGUUACUUUCAUUAGCGAUCUUUUCAAGCGCGAAGUAGAGGACUUGAAAGAAUACGACGAUGACGACUUCGACCCAAUCAGUUUGUGGCCCGGUAAUUUGACUCAGGAGUCCAACUGGUCUAACUGGACCACUGCUUCCAAUGGAUCCAGUUUGUCCAAUGGAUCCAACGGGACCGGCAUGUCCAUGUAUGACACCCCUAAAUUGCAGGUGUUCAUCACCGGUGGUGAAUACACAAUGUCGAACUGGACCGAUUCCGCCGAUGUGUCCAUUACCACACUUUUCAACCAGUCUAGCUUGAACUCUACCCAGCUCUUCAGCAUUGCCAGCUCUAUCAGCAGCGCUCUCGAGAGCGACGACUACACCGGAGUAGUUGUUCUCGGUUCCGAAAGGUCUUUGGAAUCGCUAGGUUUCUUCUUGAGCGUUGUCACUGACUCACCCAAGAGUUUGGUGGUUACCAGCGAUUUGGAUGAAGGUAUUGCCGUGGCCACUUCUGACGACAGUUGGUGGCGCGGAGUCUUGAUUGCUUAUCAAGGCCUCAUCUACAGCGGUGCUGUCUACACUCCAUCAAACCCUGGUGCCGUAUCCAUCGGCGCUGUGUACGACGGAAUUCCUUGGUUCUGGUAUACUCCAGCAUGGGCAACCAUGCUGUCGCCUGACAGCACCAUCAGAAACGACUACACGAAUUUCACUGAUGUUGCUAUGGCCAACUCCAGCAUGGGCACCAACACUACCACGAUCCCAAUUGUGUUCGAUGGUUACUACAACCCUUCAUUGGUGAGCUCUCUCAGCAGUGCCAUUAAAGGCCUAGUCGUCGUUUCCUCCGGAAAUUCUACGUCCUCAGAAUUGAAGUCUGCUACCAUCCCUGUGGUAUUUGCAAACGAAGAUCAAACUCCCGUGCUUCCAGGCGAUGUUCCAGAUAGCGCAGUCGCUGGAGGUAUCUUGUCGCCAGUGAAAGCUCAACUGCUUCUAGCAAUUGCCAUCACCAACGGAGUGACCGGACACGAUGAGUUGCAGAGCAUCUUCAUCUAA
This is a messenger RNA of Lachancea nothofagi CBS 11611, 1083 nucleotides long. NCBI's taxonomy places the organism in Eukaryota, Fungi, Ascomycota, Saccharomycetes, Saccharomycetales, Saccharomycetaceae. The record is from the annotation of a GenBank genome assembly.